Messenger RNA from Trichomonas vaginalis G3, 2100 nucleotides. RefSeq names its product ribonuclease H protein family. The transcript has a single exon. NCBI's taxonomy places the organism in Eukaryota, Parabasalia, Trichomonadida, Trichomonadidae. The record is from RefSeq and is a predicted model, not a curated record. Bases 1 to 2100 code for a protein of 699 amino acids.
AUGUUUUGCUUAGUUACUCUAAGUAUCUCCGCAGGAAACUUAGGUGGUCAAUAUUUGGAAGUUAAGACAACUCCAAAUUCGUUAAUUGCGCCCGUUGAUAUCAGGUAUAAAUAUCUUGGCGCAAAUAGAAAUAUUAAAUAUGGUACUACAAGGCAAAACAUGGGAUGGUCGCCAAUGGUUGAACUUGAUCGAAAAGAGAGAUUCUACGUCAGUGGCGCCAAUGGUGGAAACAUGACCUAUAAGGACACGGUUAAAAUUACUACAGAAUAUGGUUUUCCAUUUGAAAGAACUCAAAAUCAUCUUCUAUUGAAAUUUACAAUUACAAAUAUUGACCCAGAAGAACCACAUCGUAUUUCAUUUUCUCUCUCUUCAACAGUUAGUAUUGAUGGUCAACUUAAAUCGAAAAUCUCGUGGUAUGGAGGGAAAGGAAAUGAAAAGAGAGGAAUGUUAUGGGAACAAGACAAUAAUAUCUAUCCGAAACUAUACGUUAUUGCCAAAAAUUGUUAUGGUGUUGAUGAUGUUGAUGAUUUUUGGUUCGGCCCAACUAAUUCAAAUCACAAUCAUCACUUCGAGUAUGCUAGAAAUGAUACGAGUCCCUCAAAAUUUGAAGAGAACUCUUUCUCUUUAACAUGGAGAGAUAGAAUUUUUGAACCAAAUACAUCCUUAACAGUUGGUGUCAUGGUUUGUGUUGGUCUUGAGGACUUACAUAUCAAUCCAGCUUAUAUUACAUUUGAUCCUGACAUUCCUACCAACUACGACUUAAAUUCAUCUAUUGCUAUUUCAGGAAACGUUACAGAAGUGGAUGAUGAAAGUGAAGUAUCAUUCUUUUAUAAAUUAUAUACAGACAGAGAUCUCGAAAAUAAUUUACCAGUACAAGCACAUCUUUAUCCAUCUGGUACAACAAAAGGAAAAGUAAAUUAUCAUUUCAAUAUUGAAUUAGGAAAUCUUCCUGAUUAUGUGACUAGAUACAAAGCAGAACUUUGGUGUACCGAUAAUUCCACAUAUAAUAAUGUUCAAUAUCAUCUAAUUUCUAACAUGGCAACUCACUAUUAUCAUGUAAACCAUGUUCCUCUUCUAAAAUAUGUUCAAAACAUUCCAACAAUUUUUUACACAGGAGGAUAUAUUGAAUUUGCAGGCGAAGUUUGGGAUGAUAGAUCUCUACGAGUUAGAUAUCAGUAUGAUGAAGAUGGUCUUCCUCGUAAUAUAACAAGAGAAUGGAUACAAACAAACAGAGUUGCAAAAUAUGUCAGGCGCUCAUUCAAAAUUAGAAGUGAUCUCAUUAACUAUGGAAAACAUACACUUUAUCUUUGGGCAGAAGAUGAUUAUGGAUUUAGAUCUGAUUAUAUCAAACAUGAUUUCUAUUAUUAUGAACAACUGGCACCUGAAAUCAAAUUCACUGAUUAUGAUGAAACAGUAAAACUAUUUGAUCCCGAAAAGAUGAAAGAAUUUGAAAUUGGAGUUUCUGUAUUUGAUAAAGAUAGCGAACAAACAAUCAUAAUAUAUCAAAGAAGCCCAGAAGAUUCGAUUUCACAAAGUGCACGUCCAGUUUAUUCAUUAAAUUCGGGACCUGAAUGGCAAAAUGUAACAUUGAAUUAUGAAAUUCCAAAAGGUGUAUUGCAAUAUAAUACAUCUUAUUCCAUUAUUUUUAAGGCAUCUGAUAGUUUAACAGCAACUUCAAGAGAAAUUGAAUAUAAAUUUAAGUUGUUCAGCGAAUCAGAUCCAAAUAAAAAUGGAACAUAUGGUGAAAAGCCGCAAAUUGGCAAAAAAGAUGAAACAAAAGAUAAUCUGAUGGCAAUAGAUAGCACAGCUCCAAAGAAGAAGGUUGACUGGAAAUGGAUCAUAAUUGGAGUUGCAAUUGGACUUAUAGUAUUAGUUAUUCUUAUUUCUAUUAUUGUUCUUGCAUGUGAAGCAAAUAAGAAAGCAAAUGAAUUCUAUUUCGAUGAAGAAAACGAAAAAUUCGUAACAAUUGAUGGAAAUAUGGGAUUCACGAAUGAAAAUCCAAUUUAUGAUCCUGGAAAAGACAAUGAUCCAUUUGCAAAUGAAUUUGAUGAAAAUCAAGCAGCAAAUGAUAAUGUGUUUGAACCGCCUCCUCAACCUUGA